UAGCAAACACACUCACGCGGUGCUGUGAAGUGCAGCUGUAUUUUUAGGCAAGCUUUGUCGGUUUAGCGCACAUUAGCUGGAAGAUGAGCGGCGGCACGCCGUAUAUCGGCAGUAAGAUCAGUCUGAUCAGUAAAGCGGAGAUCCGGUAUGAAGGCAUUCUCUACACCAUCGACACAGAGAACUCCACCGUCGCGCUCGCCAAAGUGCGCUCCUUUGGCACCGAGGACCGCCCCACGGACCGCCCCAUCGCACCCAGGGAUGAGAUAUUUGAGUAUAUUAUAUUCAGAGGAAGUGACAUCAAAGACCUGACGGUGUGUGAACCUCCCAAACCAACAUGCUCUCUGCCUCAGGACCCCGCCAUUGUUCAGUCCUCUAUGGGAUCUUCCACUGCCCCACCAUCAUCCUUCCCGUCUGGGAACUCCUAUGGGCUGUUCAACCGUCCACAAGGCACGCCUUACACCCAGUUCAACCCCAGCCCUCUGGUCUCACCGCAGUUUGGCACUGUUGGAGUCGAUCAUGCCAAUCUGGCUCUGAACCUUCUGAGAAAGAGCCCCCCAGCGGAACCUGCUGCCUCAUCAGCACCUGCGCUCACAGCCCUGGCUCGCAAGAGCCCCUUGGAAACUCGUGCAGCCUCCACCAACACACAGACGCCUGUGGACCUCACCGAACAGAACAGGGGCACGGAUGUCCCGAAACCAAGCAUACCAGAGUCCAGUCAGUCCGGAGGAGGAAACGGGGACGCUUCUAAACUGCUUGCAGAUGGUGGUCCUCCUGCUGUGCGCCGUGGUCGCGCCGGAGGUCAUCGUGGUAGAGGACGCUUCCCUGUGCGAAGAGAAGGACCCAUGAAGUUUGAGAAAGACUUUGACUUUGAGAGCGCCAAUGCUCAGUUCAACAAAGAUGAUCUUGACAAAGAGUUCCAGAGCAAACUCAAACUGAAAGAUGAGAAGUCUGAUAAAGCUUUGAAUGGCGAGGAUAAAGCUGAUUCAGGGGUCGAACCUCAGAACAGCGAAGGAAAUGCUGAUCAGGAAGAUCCUCUCAGACCAAACUGCUACUACGAUAAAUCCAAGUCCUUUUUUGACAACAUCUCCUGUGACGACACAAGGAAGGAGAGGUCUGGAGUGUCCAGUUUCCCCCGAGAGAGGAGGCAGACCUGGGCGGAGGAGCGGAGGAUGAACUCGGAGACGUUUGGCAUCUCGUCACGGCGGGGCCGUGGCGGCUACAGAGGUCGCGGUGGCAUGGGCUUCAGAGGGGGCCGCGGAGCCGGACGGGGGUGGUUCGGAUCUCAUCCUGGUGGAAGUGGCUUCAGAGGAGGAUUCAGAGGAAGUCAAGGAGGAAGAGAGUUCUCUAAUUUUGAAUACAGGAAGGAUAACAAAAUGGCUGCAUAGUGAUGAGAGGAAGUGGAUCCAGAAGACCUGAUCUGUGUGGGAUCUGCAUUUUGGGUCACAUGUUUUGCUGAGAAGGAGAUAAACGUACGUGUUGUAAAUCUGUCACCAGCACUGGGGUUCGACUGCUUGAAACCUGGAUCUUACUGAAACAACUACUCCAUUUCUUCCUGAGGAGUGCAACAUAUGCUA
This is a messenger RNA of Carassius carassius (crucian carp), 1574 nucleotides long. RefSeq names its product protein LSM14 homolog A-like. Gene Ontology annotation, cellular component: P-body. Bases 84 to 1385 code for a protein of 433 amino acids. The transcript has 10 exons. The record is from RefSeq and is a predicted model, not a curated record. Gene Ontology annotation, molecular function: mRNA binding. Gene Ontology annotation, biological process: cytoplasmic stress granule assembly; P-body assembly. Lineage: Eukaryota; Metazoa; Chordata; Actinopteri; Cypriniformes; Cyprinidae.